Messenger RNA from Myxocyprinus asiaticus (Chinese sucker), 1010 nucleotides. RefSeq names its product chloride channel, nucleotide-sensitive, 1A (gene clns1a). Gene Ontology annotation, biological process: cell volume homeostasis; chloride transport; mRNA cis splicing, via spliceosome. NCBI's taxonomy places the organism in Eukaryota, Metazoa, Chordata, Actinopteri, Cypriniformes, Catostomidae. The coding region runs from base 2 to 742 and encodes 246 amino acids. The record is from RefSeq and is a predicted model, not a curated record. The transcript has 7 exons. Gene Ontology annotation, cellular component: pICln-Sm protein complex; plasma membrane; cytosol.
GAUGGUUGUGUUGAAGAGUUUACCUCCACCCAGCGAGGGCAUCAGACUCCAGCAGGCCGAGACAACAGCAGUCUUAGACGGUAAAAGACUCGGAUCUGGGACCCUGUUUGUAGCUGAAGCGCAUCUGUCCUGGUUCGAUGGGUCAGGAAUGGGUUUCUCUCUUGAAUACCCCUCCAUCAGUCUGCAUGCAAUUUCACGUGAUCGGAGCGCCUUUCCAGAAGAACACUUGUAUGUGAUGGUGAAUGCAAAACUUGACGAUGAAAAUGAGGCAGAGAUGCAGGAUAAAGCUCCAGAUGAUGCAGCAGAUGAAGAGGAGAGCGACAGUGACAGUGAAGGCUCCGGAACCAUCACAGAGAUUCGCUUUGUGCCCAGUGAUAAGGCUGCAUUGGAGCCCAUGUUCUCGGCCAUGUGUGACUGUCAGGUGCUGCACCCUGAUCCAGAGGAUGAAGAUUCAGAUGAUGAUUAUGAGGAAGAGGAGUAUGAUGUAGAGGAGGCGGAACAAGAGCAGGGGCAGGGAGAUGUACCCACGUUUUACACCUACGAGGAGGGCUUGUCUCACCUGACGUCAGAGGGUCAGGCCACCCUGGACAGACUGGAGGGAAUGCUCGCCCAGUCAGUUUCCCAGCAGUAUCACAUGGCUGGAGUCAGAACCGACGAUCCAUCGGCCCAGUUUGAAGAUGGAAUGGAGGUCGACUCGGGCGCAGUCACUGGGCAGUUUGAGGACGCUGAUGUGGACCACUGAUGGAGUGUGUCUCUAUACUGCUGAUUAAAGCACUUGAAUGGGGCAUGCUGGGAUACUGGCUGACUCCUAGUGCCACCUCUGAAAGCUCUUGUCCCCUCUUUGAGCACUCUCGUCUGAAUUUAAUGGGCUUUUUUACACCGCAUGCGUCUCACUAAUGUAUUUUGUAGUUUUCCCUGAUGAGCAAAUUACAGAAUUAUUCUCCUCAAUGGAGUGAUGUUGAUGUGUUUGUUAGAAAUUUCAAUAAAUAGUUGUUUUUGUAUAAACCUUG